This is a messenger RNA of Oncorhynchus kisutch (coho salmon), 3544 nucleotides long. RefSeq lists its product as uncharacterized. The coding region runs from base 554 to 3373 and encodes 939 amino acids. The record is from RefSeq and is a predicted model, not a curated record. NCBI's taxonomy places the organism in Eukaryota, Metazoa, Chordata, Actinopteri, Salmoniformes, Salmonidae. The transcript is spliced from 2 exons.
AGAGAUAGAUAGGGAGAGAGAGCUAGAGAGACAGAGAGAGAGAGAUAGAUAGGGAGAGAGAGCUAGAGAGACAGAGAGAGAGAGAGCGAUAGGGAGAGAGGCUAUUUUUGGUCAAUUAUAACUCAGUUAUAGCACUUUGGCGAGCACAGUUUUGACCAGACCAGACACUUUGUCCUUAAGUAACCAAUUCUAUAUUGUGAUUCUAUUUCUUAGAUGCAGCUCGCAGUUUUCUACUUGAAACAACCACACACCUCAGCUCAUGUUGCUCAGUGCAAUCCCGAAGAGUGUGAGUGGAUAUAAAGGUUUAGAGGUUAUUAAAUGGUCUUCUUAGAUCAGGGCUGCCGUUCCAUGCAGGUUUUUGCUCCGACCCUAACCUAACAUACCCGAUUUAGCUCGUUAAGGCGUUGGUGAGCAGGCAGUAAGUAGAAUCAGGUGUGAUUUUAAAUUAUGGUUGGGACUGAAUACCGACAGAAGAGCUCUCUCUGUGAACAUUGAUUGGGCAGCCUCGUCUUAGAUUAACACUGUCCAGGCAAUAGCUGAUUCAUGUGCAGAGAUGGUGCAAAGGAAUGCAGUGAACCUGUGGAAAAGCAUUGUACCUUCUACAGGUGUGUUGAUCAUUAGUAAUAUGAACCUGUGGAAAAGCAUUGUACCUUCUACAGGUGUGUUGGUCAUUAGUAAUAUGAACCUGUGGAAAAGCAUUGUACCUUCUACAGGUGUGUUGAUCAUUAGUAAUAUGAACCUGUGGAAAAGCAUUGUACCUUCUACAGGUGUGUUGGUCAUUAGUAAUAUGAACCUGUGGAAAAGCAUUGUACCUUCUACAGGUGUGUUGAUCAUUAGUAAUAUGAACCUGUGGAAAAGCAUUGUACCUUCUACAGGUGUGUUGAUCAUUAGUAAUAUGAACCUGUGGAAAAGCAUUGUACCUUCUACAGGUGUGUUGAUCAUUAGUAAUAUGAACCUGUGGAAAAGCAUUGUACCUUCUACAGGUGUGUUGAUCAUUAGUAAUAUGAACCUGUGGAAAAGCAUUGUACCUUCUACAGGUGUGUUGAUCAUUAGUAAUAUGAACCUGUGGAAAAGCAUUGUACCUUCUACAGGUGUGUUGAUCAUUAGUAAUAUGAACCUGUGGAAAAGCAUUGUACCUUCUACAGGUGUGUUGGUCAUUAGUAAUAUGAACCUGUGGAAAAGCAUUGUACCUUCUACAGGUGUGUUGAUCAUUAGUAAUAUGAACCUGUGGAAAAGCAUUGUACCUUCUACAGGUGUGUUGAUCAUUAGUAAUAUGAACCUGUGGAAAAGCAUUGUACCUUCUACAGGUGUGUUGGUCAUUAGUAAUAUGAACCUGUGGAAAAGCAUUGUACCUUCUACAGGUGUGUUGGUCAUUAGUAAUAUGAACCUGUGGAAAAGCAUUGUACCUUCUACAGGUGUGUUGAUCAUUAGUAAUAUGAACCUGUGGAAAAGCAUUGUACCUUCUACAGGUGUGUUGGUCAUUAGUAAUAUGAACCUGUGGAAAAGCAUUGUACCUUCUACAGGUGUGUUGAUCAUUAGUAAUAUGAACCUGUGGAAAAGCAUUGUACCUUCUACAGGUGUGUUGGUCAUUAGUAAUAUGAACCUGUGGAAAAGCAUUGUACCUUCUACAGGUGUGUUGGUCAUUAGUAAUAUGAACCUGUGGAAAAGCAUUGUACCUUCUACAGGUGUGUUGAUCAUUAGUAAUAUGAACCUGUGGAAAAGCAUUGUACCUUCUACAGGUGUGUUGGUCAUUAGUAAUAUGAACCUGUGGAAAAGCAUUGUACCUUCUACAGGUGUGUUGAUCAUUAGUAAUAUGAACCUGUGGAAAAGCAUUGUACCUUCUACAGGUGUGUUGGUCAUUAGUAAUAUGAACCUGUGGAAAAGCAUUGUACCUUCUACAGGUGUGUUGAUCAUUAGUAAUAUGAACCUGUGGAAAAGCAUUGUACCUUCUACAGGUGUGUUGAUCAUUAGUAAUAUGAACCUGUGGAAAAGCAUUGUACCUUCUACAGGUGUGUUGAUCAUUAGUAAUAUGAACCUGUGGAAAAGCAUUGUACCUUCUACAGGUGUGUUGAUCAUUAGUAAUAUGAACCUGUGGAAAAGCAUUGUACCUUCUACAGGUGUGUUGGUCAUUAGUAAUAUGAACCUGUGGAAAAGCAUUGUACCUUCUACAGGUGUGUUGAUCAUUAGUAAUAUGAACCUGUGGAAAAGCAUUGUACCUUCUACAGGUGUGUUGAUCAUUAGUAAUAUGAACCUGUGGAAAAGCAUUGUACCUUCUACAGGUGUGUUGAUCAUUAGUAAUAUGAACCUGUGGAAAAGCAUUGUACCUUCUACAGGUGUGUUGAUCAUUAGUAAUAUGAACCUGUGGAAAAGCAUUGUACCUUCUACAGGUGUGUUGGUCAUUAGUAAUAUGAACCUGUGGAAAAGCAUUGUACCUUCUACAGGUGUGUUGGUCAUUAGUAAUAUGAACCUGUGGAAAAGCAUUGUACCUUCUACAGGUGUGUUGAUCAUUAGUAAUAUGAACCUGUGGAAAAGCAUUGUACCUUCUACAGGUGUGUUGGUCAUUAGUAAUAUGAACCUGUGGAAAAGCAUUGUACCUUCUACAGGUGUGUUGAUCAUUAGUAAUAUGAACCUGUGGAAAAGCAUUGUACCUUCUACAGGUGUGUUGGUCAUUAGUAAUAUGAACCUGUGGAAAAGCAUUGUACCUUCUACAGGUGUGUUGGUCAUUAGUAAUAUGAACCUGUGGAAAAGCAUUGUACCUUCUACAGGUGUGUUGAUCAUUAGUAAUAUGAACCUGUGGAAAAGCAUUGUACCUUCUACAGGUGUGUUGGUCAUUAGUAAUAUGAACCUGUGGAAAAGCAUUGUACCUUCUACAGGUGUGUUGAUCAUUAGUAAUAUGAACCUGUGGAAAAGCAUUGUACCUUCUACAGGUGUGUUGGUCAUUAGUAAUAUGAACCUGUGGAAAAGCAUUGUACCUUCUACAGGUGUGUUGAUCAUUAGUAAUAUGAACCUGUGGAAAAGCAUUGUACCUUCUACAGGUGUGUUGAUCAUUAGUAAUAUGAACCUGUGGAAAAGCAUUGUACCUUCUACAGGUGUGUUGAUCAUUAGUAAUAUGAACCUGUGGAAAAGCAUUGUACCUUCUACAGGUGUGUUGGUCAUUAGUAAUAUGAACCUGUGGAAAAGCAUUGUACCUUCUACAGGUGUGUUGGUCAUUAGUAAUAUGAACCUGUGGAAAAGCAUUGUACCUUCUACAGGUGUGUUGAUCAUUAGUAAUAUGAACCUCUUCAGGUUUUUUUUUUUACAUUUGUGCGAGAAAUUCCAGGUAUGUUUGAAAUAUUAUUUUCCUUGCUUUGUAAAGUAUCAGCAAACACAAUGAGUGUAAAUGUCAAUAAGGACUUUUUUUCCCUCCUGUAUAUUUUGUCUUAAUCUUAUAUGAAUAAUAUGUGUAUUAGUUAUGUUCCAUCUGCUUGUUUCGUUUUCAGACAAACAUCUAAAUUGUGAAAUAUAUUUACAAAAUAAAAGGCUAUGUGUGAGGGGGGGGGGGGGA